Humulus lupulus (European hop) is the source of this 1092-nucleotide messenger RNA. RefSeq lists its product as uncharacterized. The record is from RefSeq and is a predicted model, not a curated record. The coding region runs from base 1 to 1092 and encodes 363 amino acids. Lineage: Eukaryota; Viridiplantae; Streptophyta; Magnoliopsida; Rosales; Cannabaceae. The transcript has a single exon.
AUGCCACAACACCCACCACUGCAUCCUCAAGUGAACCCACCAGAAGCACAGUCAGACAUGUUGAACCACUUUAUGACUGAAAAAAGGUCUUCGAUAAAGAGUUUGGAGAUACAAAUUGGUCAAUUGGAAAAGUUAAUGUCUAACCGGGCUCAAGGGAAUUUACCAAGCUCCACUGAGGUAAACCCAAAAGAACAAUGCAAUGCAAUAUCUUUGAGGAGUGGUAAGAAGUUGGAAGAGCCAAGUAAGAAGCCUAUUCAGUUACCAAAAGUGGUCGAUGAGAAAAAGGGUAAAAUUAUAGAAGAGGUUAAUGAAAACUUUGAGAAAAAGGAGCCAAAAACAAGUAUAGAGCAUCACAUUAAGAUUCCAUAUCCUCAGAGGUUUCAAAAGAAGACAUUAGACAAGCAAUUUUCUAAGUUUUUAGAUGUCUUUCGAAAGCUUCACAUCAACAUUUAUUUUGCCAAAGCACUUGAACAAAUGAAAAGUUAUGUUAAAUUUAUGAAGGAGAUCCUAUCAAAGAAAAGGGAAUUUGAGGAUUAUGAGAUGGUUUCACUUAUUGAGGACUGCAGUGCGAUACUUCAAAAGAAGCUACCUCCCAAGCUUAAAGAUCCCGGUAGUUUCAAUAUUCCAUGCUCUAUAGGGGGUUCAGUAGAAACCAAAGCUUUAUGUGAUUUGGGGGUUAGUAUAAAUUUAACGCCUCUAUCUAUUUUUAGAAAGUUAAAAUUGGGAAAGGCUCGACCAACUACCGUGUCUUUGCAAAUGGCAGAUCGCUCUAUAAAGCAUUCUAGGGGUAUUAUUGAGGAUGUUCUAGUAAAGGUGGACAAAUUCAUUUUCCCUAUAGAUUUUAUUAUUCUUGAUAUGGAGGAAGAUGAAAAUAUUUCCAUUAUUCUUGGAAGGGCAUUUUUAGCAACUGGUAGGGCCUUAAUAGCUGUGCAAAAAGGAGAGUUGAAGUUGCGAGUGCAAAAAGAAGGGGUAACAUUUAAAGUUUUUGCAGCAAUGGAGGUUCCAAAUUGUUGUAGAGUUGAUGUGGUGGAAAAUGAGGGUGAUAAGAUGGAAGUUAUUAAGAAGAAAACUAUGGUGAAAGGUGGAAAAUGA